UCGAGGAAAAACCUACCCCUUUCCGUCAACAAUCUCGGGACAGAAAAUCCAGCGACAUGAAAGCCGUGGGUGAUGAUCCAGUGGAUGACCGAGGGAAGGCUGGGAGAGAUAAAAAAUCUUCAAACAACUCGAGCGAAGUUGUUGAUAUCGACGGCAGUUCUGUAACAAUUAUUGAAAACCGCCCAUUUACAACGUUUUACACUCAAGAAACUCCCCAGGGAAAAGCUGAAACUCCAGAAACUGAAAAGUGGGGUGAUUUUGCACAAAACACAAGCCUUCAUGGUUUCCGAAACAUGUUUUUUCGGGCAUCUCUUUAUGUGCGAAUACUGUGGCUUAUCUUACUACUGGCCUCAACUGGUUUGAUCUUGUAUUUCAUGUAUAGAAGCUUUAGCAAGUAUUUUCAAUACCCCAUUGCCACGGUCAUGAGGAUCCAAUACCCAGAUACAAUGGUUUUUCCUGCAGUUACUUUGUGCCCCAUGACAAAGUUCACGAAAAACAAAAUUUUCAUGACAGACGAUGACGUAAUGUUUCAAUCAUUGGGGCUAGACUUACCCGUUUGUAAUGCAACAGCGCAUGUCAGAAAGGGAAGGCCAUGUGGAGAAGCCCUACUAUGCUGUUGCGCAUCUUACUUCCAAGACGUUUCUGUGGCUCUCAGUAACUGCACCGAAGAAUACAAGAGAGAACUUCUUGAUGUUAUAAUGAAAGACAAGAAAUCUUUCAAUGACAAGAAAUUCCAGGAAGCCUACGGUCCAAACCUGCAGAGAAAUCUAGCAUGCCGUUUCGGCUUACUGGAUUACAGGUGUUCUGGGAAGGAUUUUUUACCUACUGUAACAGAGCUGGGGCUCUGCUUCACUUUCAACUCAGGGCGGAAUGACAAGGAAAUAAAGAAAGUGUCUCGUAGUGACUCAGCACGGGAGCUACAUUUAGAAUUAGAUCUUCACUUGGAUGACCAUUUGGCUGGGUUUUUCUCUGAGGGGAUCUUCGUCAUUAUCCAUGAUCAGGGAGUAUAUAUAAACUCUGCAGAUACUGUUCUUGUAGCCCCCGGGAGUUAUGUUCGCAUCAACGUCAAACGAAAAGUGUAUCGCAACAAGAAAAGUCCAUAUGAGACAAAAUGCACCGAGACAAAAAAUCUUGCUGGUUUCCUAAAGUACGACUCUGACGGAUGUUAUUACGAAUGCUUGUCAAACACAACAGGGAAGAAAUGUGGCUGUAGGCUACCUUCUCUCGUUGACUCAGAUCGCAUGAGCGAGAGGAUCUGCUUCAGGGAUGACUUUCCGUGUGUCUUUAAGGUGUAUGAAGACUUGGUCAGCGGUAACCAGUGUGAAUGCCCCCUCGCUUGUGAAGUGGUCAAAUACGAGACAAAAACAUCUGCUGCAGCCUUCCCAAGCCCACUGCUGAUCAAACACUGGAAAAUGCAGGGAGUUAAUAAGACUGAUGACUACCUCAGAAAGAAUCUGAUAAUGCUUCAAGUUGGCUACACCUCCUUAAGUUAUGAACACUUUAAGCAAACAUCUCAGUACGACAGUACUGCACUCAUGGGAGAAAUUGGUGGUACCCUUGGAUUAUUUCUCGGCUGCAGUGUUCUAACUGUCAUUGAAUUUAUUGACUUCGCCAUCUACUUGUGCUACAUUCGAAAGAAGAAGACCUCCUGAUAUCCAAGCUGUACUCUGUUAAUUAAGCACUUAACUGAGGUUCGAAGGUGAACCCUAAAGGUUAUUUACCGAAUGAGUCACCAUCCGUUUAGUUUUGUAAUACUACAAGCUGUGGUAUUUAAAUUUGA
Pocillopora verrucosa is the source of this 1780-nucleotide messenger RNA. RefSeq names its product acid-sensing ion channel 5. Gene Ontology annotation, cellular component: plasma membrane. NCBI's taxonomy places the organism in Eukaryota, Metazoa, Cnidaria, Anthozoa, Scleractinia, Pocilloporidae. Gene Ontology annotation, biological process: sodium ion transmembrane transport. The record is from RefSeq and is a predicted model, not a curated record. Gene Ontology annotation, molecular function: ligand-gated sodium channel activity.